Messenger RNA from Bubalus bubalis (water buffalo), 1856 nucleotides. RefSeq names its product transmembrane protein 219 (gene TMEM219). Bases 173 to 910 code for a protein of 245 amino acids. The record is from RefSeq and is a predicted model, not a curated record. The transcript is spliced from 5 exons. NCBI's taxonomy places the organism in Eukaryota, Metazoa, Chordata, Mammalia, Artiodactyla, Bovidae.
GGCGCCCUCGCAGAAGCACUGCGCAUGCGAAUCCCGCCGAGGCCGGGUGGGGCGGCUGGGUGGGAGCACGGACCCCGCCCCUUCGCGACUCCACGCGUGACGUCGCGGGGGGCGCCGGCCUCCGCCCGGCUGCUAGCGGCUCUUCCCGGAGGCUCAGACCCCUCUGCUCCCCAUGGGCAGCUGCCAGGCAGGGCACUACCUGCAUUUCUGCCUGGCCCACCACCCACCUCUGGUCUGUGCCACUUUGAUCCUGCUGCUUCUUGGCCUUUCUGGCCUGGGUCUUGGUGGUUUCCUCCUCACCCACAGAACUGACCUGCGCAGCCCUGACAUCCCCCAGGACUGGGUCUCCUUCUUGAGAUCUUUUGGCCAGCUGACCUUGUGCCCCGUGAAUGGGACAGUCACAGGGAAGGGGCGUGGGUCUCAUAUCGUGGGCUUACUGACCACCUUGAACUUUGGAGAUGGUCCAGACAGAAACAAGACCCAGACAUUCCAAGCCCAGGUCCAGGGUAGUCGGAUGGGAUUGAAAGGAUCUUUUGCAAGAGAGCUGGUCCUCGUUACAGCCAGAGUGACCACAGAAAGGACCCCAGGAAUCUGCCUGUAUUUUAGUGCUAUUCCAGAAAUCCUGCCCUCCAGCCAGCCACCGAUACCCUGCUCAGAGGAGGGAGCAGGAAAUGCCACCCUGAGCCCUAGAAUGUCUGAGGAGUGUGUCAGUGUCUGGAGCCACGAAGGUCUUGUGCUCACCAAGUUGCUCACCUCGGUGUGGAUCAACUUCUUGGGACUUGAUUCUGAGUUGGAAGAGAUGUUACAAAAAGUGGAGAGCUGGAAUGUGGGAGGAAAUAAAAGGCUUUUUUGCUCAGUGUUUUCCGGGGUGUUGAUUGGGGGUUGGAUUGAGGUGGGAAUUUUAGGGUAGGAAGGCUAGGGAGGUUUGGGGUAUUUUUCCUUGUUGACUCUUUAGGUUAGGGAACAGGUUUAAGGCAUAGAUGACUGCAGUUCUUGAGUGUGGUCGUGGAAAUGGAUUGACAUAAAUGCAGUGUGACCUUGUGCAGGUCAUGGUGCUGUGAAAGGCCUCAGUCUCCUGAUGGGAUUUGAGUUUUCCUAGCAAAGAUUCCUCGAACUUGGGAGCCCACGCCCAGGCUGGGUAGUUACUAACCAGGACAGUCCGUUUUCCCGCCUUUCCCGCGCCCAGCGGCAGUCUUCCCUUACCCCUCCCAACCUCUACCCUGCACGCAGGCGCAGAUCACGGCUUCUCAUUUCCUUCCACCCGCGCCCCCUCAAAGCUUCCCCUAGCAACAAGCUCGGGCUCCGCGCAAAGGCGGGGCGAACGCAUGCGCCGCAUCUCUUUCCACCACCAGUUGUCGGACAGCGCGCUGGUCUCCUCCCUCUCUAAGACUAACCCUUCUCCCCGCCUCUUCCCACCCAGGGUCCGCGUGGCGGGGCGCGCGCGCACUCUGGCUGGGCUGCUGCCCAGCUCUCUGGCAGCAGCGGUAAGGGGCGAGGGGCGGGGCUGUUUCCUUUGGGGCCCCGCCCCCCUUGGCCCGGCGUCCUUACCGCGCUUGCGCGCUCCCGCCCGGUCUCCAUCUUGGAAUUGGGAGGAAGAGGGAGAGGGAGACCGGGACGAGACCAGGGCUGUGGUGCGGAGAGAGGCUGAGACUGAGAAGAGGAGAGGGAGAGAGAGCACGGGGACCGCCCUUCGCUACAAUCUUUCAGCUAUCCUCGGGAGAGAGAAGGGGAAAGGGAGGGGGCUGGGGCGGGAGUGGGGGCUGUCACCCUCGGACCCCGGCGUGAGAGGGGCCGUGCGGUCGGACGUCCUCGGGUAGGCCCCCUGUCGGUGGCCGAAGACCUGGGGCUCAGUCCCC